Messenger RNA from Uranotaenia lowii, 993 nucleotides. RefSeq lists its product as uncharacterized. Lineage: Eukaryota; Metazoa; Arthropoda; Insecta; Diptera; Culicidae. The record is from RefSeq and is a predicted model, not a curated record. The transcript has a single exon. Bases 1 to 993 code for a protein of 330 amino acids.
AUGCCGAAAACCAAAUCCGACGAAAGGGUGGAGGAUGCCAUUAUUCGUCGCAAGGCUAUUUUGACAAACCUGUCGGAUGUUGAGAGGUUUACAAAGGAAUUCAACGUUGAUCGAGACACAGGGCGCCUUCAAGUUCGACAAGAUUUAGUUGAUCGGAUCUACGACCAGUUUCAAAAGGCGCAAACCGUCAUCGAGAAGUGGGAUGGGCCAGACCGGCUUGAAAUGCGUUUGGCUGAGAGAUCGACCAUCGAGGAAAGGUUUUGUGAGGUGAAAGCAUUCCUGUUGAACAAUAUCCCGGAAAGGUUGAGCAGUUCUACAUCAGCAGAGCCGACCGCACCAACCAGCACAGCUAUGUUUCACCUACGCCUGCCCAAAAUAGAUUUGCCGAGGUUCGAUGGUGAUUUUUCGCGAUGGUUGUCGUUCCGAGACACGUUCAAGUCCAUGGUGCACUCGAACCCAGAUGUUCCAGCGGUUGCAAAGCUGCAGUACCUGCUUCAGAGUUUGGAAGGCGAAGCCAAGAAACCUUUCGAGUCCGUGAACGUUGAGGCUGACAACUAUCUUAUAACUUGGGACGCGUUGAUGAAGCGGUAUGAUAACCAGCGGUACCUGAAACGACAGCUCUUCAGGGCAAUGUACGACAUCCAGCCUUUAAGGAAAGAGUCUUCAAAGGAUCUUCAUACGUUGACUGAUGAUUUUGACCGCCAUGUGAAGGCCAUGGCUAAACUGGGUGAGCCGGUAGGUUACUGGGAUACUCCGCUAGUGAACCUACUGUGCUACAAGCUGGAUCCUACGACACUUCGAGCCUGGGAGGAAAAAACAAGCGACCUGAGAGACCACUUACCAAGAGUUGAUCGAUUUCCUGUAUUCUCGAGCGAUGAUGCUGAAGACGAUCGUCUCAGAAGAACAGCGCAACCUGCAAACUAUUCCAGCGAGGAUGACGGGAUCCCAACCGAAGAAGGCGUUCCGAUUAGUGGCCAAUCCUGUUGCGUCUGA